Messenger RNA from Melanotaenia boesemani (Boeseman's rainbowfish), 5508 nucleotides. RefSeq names its product complement 4B (Chido blood group) (gene c4b). Gene Ontology annotation, molecular function: protein binding; endopeptidase inhibitor activity. Gene Ontology annotation, biological process: complement activation. Lineage: Eukaryota; Metazoa; Chordata; Actinopteri; Atheriniformes; Melanotaeniidae. The coding region runs from base 45 to 5090 and encodes 1681 amino acids. The record is from RefSeq and is a predicted model, not a curated record. The transcript is spliced from 41 exons. Gene Ontology annotation, cellular component: extracellular region.
CUCUAAGCUUGUGUCAGAGCAAGCUUCGAAAAACAAGCUGCACAAUGAAGUGCUGCAUUGUUUUGUUACUGUUCACGGUCUUGGCUGUGGGGAACGCAGUGGAAGACAGAUUCUUUAUUUCUGCUCCAAAUGUGUUUCACAUCGGCGUUAAAGAGAAAGUGUUUAUCCAGGUGGGACCGGCUCAUUUUAAUCAGCCUAUUACUCUCUACCUGGAGCAUGUGUCUGGUACGGUUGUAUCUGAGAAGAAAACUGUUGAAUGUAAAAAUGAAGGGAAUCCUCAAACUGUUGAGCUCAUGAUAAAAAGGGAUGAUUGGUUACAAAUCCAAAAAAAGAAACGUCGUCCUUACCUCAACCUACAGGUAGAGAGCCCCAGCUUCAAAGGCGAUGAAAAAAGGCGGUCAACAAAGGUCCUGGUUUCAAAUCACAGGGGGUAUAUCUUCAUUCAGACUGAUCAGCCCAUGUACAACCCAACACAAAAAGUGAAUUACAGGAUAUUCACUCUUGACCACAGGUUUAGGCCCCAUGAGGAACCAAUCUACAUAUCGAUAUUUAACGCUUAUGGAAACAGAGUUCUGAAGACAUUCAAGGUUGCCAUGGGAGGGAUUUACAGAAACAUCUUCUCCAUUCCUGAUGUCUCUAAAAUGGGCACAUGGAAGAUUACAGCACACUAUGAAGACGAUGAACAGGAUGCUGCUGUCCGAGAGUUCAAAGUCCAAAAAUCUGUUUUGCCAAGUUUUGAGGUGAACAUCGCAAUGCAGCAGAACUACAUUUUAUUGAACGAUAUUCAUCUCAACUUCACCAUCUCAGCAAUGUACUCAUAUGGUAAGAGUGUCAAAGGGGCUUACCACUGCCAGUUUGGAGUAGUAAAGAAAGGUACAGCUGAUGGCAAAAGAGGCAUGCCUACCUUUAUUAAGGGACUGGAGAAGGCUGGUUCGGUCCAAAAUGGAAUUGCAAGAGUUUCUUUUCAGCUAGAAGAUAUUAACUUGAAACUCAAGGAACGACUGAACAACACCCUCUUUGAUCUGCAGAAAAAUGGAUUACGGCUCUUUUUGGGAGUAUUUGUCACAAAUGUUCAAAGUGGUGAAAUGCAAGAGGCGGAAGUUUACCUUCCUAUCAUUUCCCAAAAAUACACCUUAGACCUCUCUCGAACUCGCUCUCAUUUUAUUCCUGGAUAUCCAUUAGAUGUGGUGCUUGUCAUGCGUCUCCCAGAUGGCUCCCCAGCAGCUGAUGUGCCAGUAAACAUUAACGUAAAAGGAUCACAGGAUUCUUGGCAAGGCAACACAAAUCAGGAGGGGAUAGUGUCCUAUACCUUUAAUAUUGCUGAUGUACCUCAGAUUACAGUUGAUGUAUCAGCAGGUGGCUUACAAAAGGAGAAAAUCAUAAAACCUGCUUCAUCUCCAAGUGGUAGCUAUCUUCAUAUUGCAGUUACCAACAAAGUGUAUUCUGUAAAUGAAAUGCUUUCUGUAACAUUCAGCACCAAGAAUGGCCCAAGCACAGGAAGCAUAUACUACAUGGUCCUAAGCCGUGGGAUCAUAGUUAAAGAGGGCUCUCUCAAUGGAGGUACAUCAGCUAAACACAGCCUGCAGAUAACGGCUGACAUGGUUCCAUUUUUCCGUCUGAUUGGCUAUUAUUACACCGACAACGGUAACAUCAUAGCUGACUCAGUGUGGGUGGAUGUCAGGGAUGAAUGUCCAAUACAAGUCAAGGUACAACAAACACGAAGAUCUGAACCUGGAAAAAUGUCUGAACUAGAAAUUGAUCUACAUGGUCAUGCAGCUAAAGUGGCUUUGCUAGCAGUGGAUAAGGCCUUCUAUGGUCUCAGUGCUGAUAAUAAACUCACAGCUAAGCAGGUGUUUUCAACCAUGAGUUCAUAUGACCUUGGUUGCUCAUAUGGUGGAGGAUCUAACCAACCAUCAGUACUGGUGGAUGCUGGCCUGUCUUUUGUUGAUCAGUCCAGAUCACAUUGGAGACAAGCUUUUCAGUGUUUAUCAACGUCAGCACGAAAGAGACGCUCUGUGGACCUUCAGAAGGAAAUGAUGACCUUAAAAUCAAAUUACACAGACACAGAACUUCAAGAGUGUUGUUCUCAUGCAUUUUCUCCCAUUCCUAUGAGACGAAAAUGUAAAGAAAGGGCAUCAAGGGUCCUUUUAUUAAAAAAUAAAAAGUGUGCUGAUGCCUUUCUAAAAUGCUGCCAUGAAGCAGAGAAGCUACGAAAGAAAAAGAUGCUAGAAGAGGGCCAGACUGGAUUUGGCAGAACUGCAAGCAUAGACGACAUUAAACAGUUUUUCUUGGACCCUACUGAACAGUAUAUCAGACGCUUUUUCCCCCCAAGCUUUGAUUUCACAGAAUUUGAUGUGAAUGGUAAAAUCAGGCAUGUUUUGACACUACCUGACUCCAUCACCACUUGGGAAAUUCAAGUCGCAACUUUCUCUGCAGAAUCUGGUUUCUGUGUGGUUAGGCCAUAUGAGGUUAAAGCGUUUAAGGAGUCAUUUGUGUCUCUGACACUGCCUUACUCAGUGAAAAAAUUUGAACAACUAUCUAUUUCACCUGUUAUCUACAACUAUGGCGAUAGAAAACUAGAGUUAGCGGUGCAUUUGGAACAAACUGAAGGUCUUUGCUCUCCGGCUUCAGCCACCACCAGCUCCUAUGUUCAAAUUACUAUGGAGCCACAGUCUUCACAGUUCGUGUCUUUCUCUGCUGUCCCAAUGGUAGAUAGCCCCAUACCCAUUAAAAUACGUUUAUAUGAUAUUGAGGAUGAGAGGGGAAUAGAUGCAGUGGAAAAAAAUUUGAAUGUACAGACAGAAGGUUUAGAAAAGAGAGUGGAAAAAACUCAAGUGGUUAAAUUAGAUGGGAAGAGCACAAAAACUCUCAGUAUCGAUGGAUCUUUACCUGAUAACACAGUUCCUGAUGCGAGCUCUAAUAUAUUCAUUUCAGUUGAAGCGGAUGGAUUUGGCAGUUCAUAUGCAAAGAAUCUCCUUUCACCUGAGAAAGUUGCCAGUCUGAUUGUAUUGCCUAGUGGAUGUUUAGAGCAGACAAUGAGGGGACUUGCACCGACAGCUUUAGCUAUCCGUUAUCUUGACUUGAGUGACCAGUGGUUUGACCUGCCUGCUGGUGCAAGAGAUCGUGCCCUGGAUAAUAUGGAGACUGGUUCUGUGAGAAUUCAUGACAAAUACAGGAUUAAAAACAAUGGUGGUUAUGCAUCAUGGCAAUCAGUUUCAGCUAGUAAUUGGCUUACUGCCCUUGUAGUUAAAGUUCUGUCGUUGAUAGCAGAGCGCUUAGCAGCAGCUACUGGUCAGCAAGGCCGGACUGCCAAGCAUGUACCAGUGGAACCAAUCCAGAAACCUGUGGAUUACUUGAUCUCAGUACAAAUGAAUGAUGGGUCAUACCCUGAUCCACAUCCUGUUUUACACAGAGGUGUUAUGAAAAGCAAAGACCGAGAUGCAUCCAUGACUGCUUUCAUUACUCUGGCACUGAACCGAUCCCUUCUGUUUUUGACAUCUGACCGACCCAAAGCGGAAGCAGCAAUUUUAAAAGCAACAACAUAUCUCGAGUCACAAUUUGCAGAGCUUGAGCAUCCCUACGCUGUGGCCACUGCCGCCUAUUGCCUCUCAGUCUGCCUGCCACAGGAAGCCAAUCGUUCAUUUGCAUGGAGAAAACUUCAAUCCAUGGCAAUAAAAGCAGAGAAUGGCUGCUACAUGUGGACAAAUAAUCCCAGUGAUCAAGCGAAGGCCACUGCAGUAGAGACAACAGCAUACGCCCUUCUUACUGCAGUUGCACAUGAUGAUAGGAAGUGGGCAGAUGAAAUAGCCUGUUGGCUAACUAGCCAAGAAAAUUAUUUUGGAGGCUACAGAUCAUCACAGGAUACCCUCAUGGCAUUGGAAGCCUUGUCAGAGUAUGAGCUAAAACGGUACAGCAGUCCUGCUGCAAAUAUGAUUGCAGAGUUCACAGCUGCAGGAAAGAAUGAAAUUAUUAAGCUUGCACUGGAAAAUAAGAACCAGAAGGUGGAAGCAGACCUGAAGAUAUUUACAGGGAACAAGGUUAAUGUGAGCAUAACAGGAAAAGGAGAGUUUAAGUUUAAAACUGUAAAGGCUUACCAUCUGCUUGACCCUGAGGAUGACUGUACCAAACUUUCUUUAAAAGUAUCAUUAGAUGGACAAGUGACAUACACAGCUGGGGUUGUAGAAAAUUAUAACUACUAUGAAGACUAUGAUUACAUCGAAGGUUCUCACAGCAACCAAAUCUCCGAAAACACCGUUACCUACAGUGUUUGCGUCAGUGUCAGCCCAAACUUGGGUCUUACAGGGAUGUCCAUUAUUGACAUCACUUUACUGAGUGGAUUUAAGGCUAUAGACAAAGACCUGGAGAGGCUGAAGCUGCCACCUGAACAAUACAUUACCCAUUAUGAGAUUUCCUAUGGAAGAGUGCUGAUAUACUUGGAUAAGUUUUUUGCAAAUGAGGAAUGUUUUAGUUUUAAGGCUGAGCAAACCAUUCCAGUAGGCCUUCUGCAGCCUGCUCCAGCUGUAUUCUAUGAUUAUUAUGAACCACAAAGAAAGUGCACUGUGUUUUACUCUGCUCCAAAAAGAAGCAAAAUGGUCUCUAAGCUGUGUUCAGAGGAUGUGUGUCAAUGUGCAGAAAGACCCUGUCAUCAAGUACAAGAAACAUUCAAAGGGAAGAAAAUAAAAAAGGAUCAGCGUCUGCAAUAUGCUUGCUUCUUCCCUAUCGUGGAAUAUGCGUACAUCGUUACAGUUAACAAUGUAUCUGUGAAGAGCAACUUUGAGCUGUACAAAACUACUGUAAACGACGUCCUCAGAACAAAUGGAGAUAUGCUUGUGAAAGAGAAUUCUGUUCGAGUGUUUGCCAAGAGGCUUCACUGCAAGGGGGAAUUAGAGUUGGGAAAGCAGUAUCUCAUCAUGGGCAAAGAUGGCUCCACUACAGACUCAAAUGGAGCGAUGCAGUACCUUUUGGAAUCAAACACCUGGGUUGAAAGAAAGCCUCUGCCUCAGGAGUGCCAGAAUAGUGCCAAUAAAGCGUUUUGUUAUGGGUUUAAUAAGUUUGUAGAAGAGUACAAGAUGAAUGGGUGCACACAAUGAAAAAGACAUACAACUUUGUUAACUAUGAUUGCAACCCACCGACCAUAGUGUAGUUGCUGCAGCUUGCAUAGUUGUAGAGCUUUUUAUUCACUAUUUGUGAUGCUUUAACUUUGUUUUACAGUAUUAUACUAUAAACCAUUACAUUCACCAGUAAUCAGUGCUAUUAUUCUGUCCAUUACCAGGUGACGUAUUCAUUCUGUCUUCACCACUUUGGUCUUUAUAGUAGCAACACAGCUUCAAAUUUUCUGUUCUUUUCUUAAUGUCUAACACAGUCACAAGACUUAAGGCUAGAAUUAACAUUUUGAAGUUGGGUAACAAAUUCCUUUAUGUUUAUCACUGCUUGUGCAUGUUGAAAUAAUUGCUCAAAAUGUAAGUGAACACUGAAAUAAAAAUAUAAAAAAAAGUCCAGUCAAAAAUA